AUGGCGACUGAUUUGAAAGUGAAAACUGGAUGUUGGAGAAGGAGAGCUGGCAGACGGGUUGUCGACAGAUUUUUUUUUCAGAAUAGUGAAUUGGGUCACUUGACCUUCUACUCGGUGCCCAAGGCAGACAGGACGCCGGGUAUCAAAUGCGUCAAGGGAUAUGUGGAUCCACCAUGCAACAAAUCUGCAGAUGCGCACACAAUAUAUUAUUUUGAUGACACAUCUAUUGCUCCAUUGCAGCAGGACUGGAAGCAGUAUGACGAAGGAAAUGGUUAUGUGAAGGAGCUGGACUCCAGCAACAACGUUUUUCACCUCUACUAUCUAAAUGUUGACAAAGUGUAUUGUUACUAUCGAUGUGCUGCUAAUACAGCCGGUUCGGACUUUGCUGCUGUAGCAGUGACGAUCGGCACUCAGCACGAUCCUGAUGUGCUGAAGGCUGUUGCUGAGUGCAAGAAGAGGUUGAAGGCCGUGGGCUUGUGCGUGGAUCUUGAGGACAUCGAAACUUGUACUGAAUACUAGUUCGUAACUCUAAUACAUGUGUCAUUCAAAUUAAAUAAAUCUUUAUUUUACGUUGUA
Molecule: messenger RNA, 576 nt
Organism: Homalodisca vitripennis (glassy-winged sharpshooter)
Lineage: Eukaryota; Metazoa; Arthropoda; Insecta; Hemiptera; Cicadellidae
Exons: 5
Coding region: 1-519 (172 amino acids)
Source: RefSeq, a predicted model, not a curated record